This is a messenger RNA of Paramuricea clavata, 12421 nucleotides long. The record is from the annotation of a GenBank genome assembly. Lineage: Eukaryota; Metazoa; Cnidaria; Anthozoa; Malacalcyonacea; Plexauridae.
GAAACGUCGAAGUUCUCUUUGUAUUUUUGAGGUAGUUGUAUCCCUAUCAACGAAAGCUUGUUAUCAUUGGCACUACCCACACUGGCACAGAUCAGUCAAGAUUACAGUGUUACAACUCCAGGUCAGAGCGCUCCAGUCUUUGCAUUGUUCUAUGCUGAUUAUGACGUAUCUGCGGUCAAUGAAACUACGGAGUUUGAUAGGGCAGUCAAAGAGUUUACAAGGGCAGAGAAGAGACGAGAUCGCUAGAGUAAAGAUCAGAAUAUCAAGCAGUAAAGAGUUGACAUCUCGGAGACGAGCCUCGGAGGUAUAAAGCAUUGUUUCUGAGUAUUGUUUGCUUCACAGGAUGUGGUUAAUAAAACGCACACUAGGUGGCACAACGUGAACUAAGCAGUAUUCUGCUGUGGUAUUUUACGCACAUUCAAGUAUAUAAGUGAGAACACAGUUUGACGUCUUGGCUGACAACCCUUGCGAGCGUAUAAAGAGCAGGAAUCACACUAAACUAUUACACUCAAGUCAGAACCUGAGACAGGCAAGUCUGUGAAGCAAACACAAAGAUUUAGAAAGCUUGAAAUUCUCAACGAUGUGGUCAUUAGCGCUGUAUGUUCUCCUAGCAGCCUCGACAGCAAUGUCAAAUAAUUUUUAUGGAGAUUUUUAUGAAGGGUAUGUAGUCCUAAUCAUACUUUUAUGUGAUAAGUUUAUGGAGUAUUUAAAUCAAUUCUUAUUCUGGUAGUCGAUAUAGUUGUAACCUCACAUAGUAGAAAAAUCUAUUGAAGUAGCAUCGUUUAUUAUAAGAUAAAUUAUAAUAUAACCGAGAAAAAAAUCUGUAGUCUAAAACUGGCAUGGGAUUUUUAGAUUUUUAACAAAAAGACAAGUAAGUCUAUCUCUUCUGUUUAUUGAUACAAUUAGAGUUUGCGGUUUUUACUAAGUAGGACGGAAAAGGAUGGUCGUUAAUACUGUAAUUCAAGUAGAUGUAUGAAUUGAAGCCUUGUAUAGUACGGAGAUAAGAUUAGGAUAAAAAGACAGCUUUUAACAAAGAACAAAUAACUUAUUGAAAGUGUCUUUCAACUGAACACAAAAUCCUAUUUUUUCACUCUGAACACAUCAGGUGUAGAAGUGUAACAAACUUUAAUCUUCUUAUAUUUAAGGAGCUACGAUUUACAGUUAAUUUUGAAAGGAAAUAUUUUAAUCUUUUGGUUGAACGUGCGUGGGGUUGGAAUGAAAUCAUUCUUUUAAUUAGAUAGAAGGAAGGGAGGCAUCUCAGAUAUACAUCUGUUACUCGCCAGAAAGAAUACAGAUAGCACAAAUAUUCGUUACUAAGCAUUUGUGCAAUUAAGACGGUGACAGAAAAUUGCCAAAAUAUUUUUUAUCCAAAUAAGGAGGAGAGUGCCUUUAUAUGGCUUGCAGCCUCUUCCAAAGAUGGAGUAAUUUACGAAAUGUCGCGAGCCUCAUAUUGCGUUUACAUACACAACGAUAUAAACAAAACAUUAAACCGAGUGGUUUAAGUAUUUAGAAUAAUCGUAAGCCUAUUACAACACUUGAGAAUAUAAAUCUAGAGCGAAAGUUGAUAGUUUAGAGAUGAAUCACAAACGUAUAAAGCAUUAGGUAUAGAAGACUUCGUUCACAUUUGAAGAACAACAUUGAUAAAACUAAGAUAGUAUGAUAAAAAUUUCAAUAAAAUUUGUCUAAAACUAUCCAUGGAUUCAGUUUCGAUUUGAAGAAGGAAUUUUCAUUAUUCUUCAAGGAGUUCCUCGUUAUCGCUGAUCCAUGUAAUCCGAUGAAAAAUGUCCGUUUGUCUUUCACAAUUGAAAAGAACGACUUGAAAAUGUAGGCUAUUACGCCUUCAGAACGAUAUAAAUAUAAGGAAAGGGACAUAGAGAAAAAGGAAGACAUUUUGCGACGUCAUUAUACACAUGAGUGUUUUUCAGAAAGAUCUAAACUAGAACGCCCUGAAGAGAUGUCACGUUGUAGUAACGCUGUAUGAUUUCACUGAACGUCAACGCUCACGGGAGUUUAAGCUCUCGUUAAAUCUGUUAAUCUCAUAAAACGUUUAGUAACUUUAUCCAUGUACGCGCUUUUUGAAAAGGAACUACAGAUGAGAGGUGUGGAGUAUUGAACGGCACUACGACACGCGCAGUAGAAGUUUAUGAGCUCUCGUUAUUUUUUUAAAUUUCAUGAACUGUUGGUAACUUAACUUCAUCCAUGUAAGCACUUUUCUGAACUUUAACGUCCUGAUUACGCAAAGAUGAGUAUUUCAAACAACAGCGGUUUCAUUGAACGGCCUUACGCCAACGCACAGAAACAGGUUAUAAGCUCUCAUUAAAUUUAUCAUCUCUUAAAACCAGUUAACUUCAUUUCGCACAACCAGAAGUGACUUUAACGCCCUGGCCGUACAAGAACAAAUGAGACGAGUGUUUCAACCAACAGCACAAGCUCUCCGUAGAUCUUUUAAUAUCUUAAAAUUUAACUGCGCAAAGAACUUUCGAGCCCUGAUCAUGACAAACGAGAGACGAAAAAGGGUUUGGCAUUCAUGGGCAGUAUCAUUAAAAUCACUUGCACUUAAAUUGAGCUGGCUUAAAAUUUGUAAGAGGAAAACUGAGGAAUUAAGUUCAUUUGAUGAGUCACAAGAGUUGCACAAGAUCGUUUUAUCUUUAAAUUGAAGGAACGGCAUACAAUCGUGACAAGGAAAGCCCUGCAGGCAAAAUUUAAUCUUUCACAUCAUCAUGAAUUGAAGAACAAUCAACAUAUCGUGCCAACAUUAUUAACACGCAGUUUUGCGUUAAGUGGUUUCGCUCUAAGCUUGCGUUAAUUCCGGGUGUGAACACGGAACGGACGUCAAUCUGCGGUUCCUUGUAAAAAUAUUCCGGAAAAUGUUUGAGAGAAAUAUUAUAAAAUGGGUGAUCAUGAAAACUUAAGAUUGUUAGGUAACUGUAAUGUGAAGCUUUUGUUUGACAUUAAUCUUAUAUUUUAAAAAUAUUCCAGCUUGUUGAACUUCAGUUCAUGAUGUCACAUACACAGUUUGUGAAUCUCAGUGACGUAUUCUCUGCUUGUUUCAUGGUUGUUUGUGAGACGUGUUUACAAAUUACCACAAAAAAUUAUCAUUGUCAGUAAACAGAUGAUAUGAAAUCUUAAGUGUUUUGUUUACAGAUUGCUCUUAUAACGUAUUUAGCUACUGUGAUUGAGUUAAUACAAGUAAACAUGCAGUUAAUCUGAUUUUAAGUUUGGAAAAUCUAAUUUGAAGUGAAGUGCAAACACUAGCAUAUGUGUUCGAAGCAGACUUCUGCUUUGUCUUGGAUUUAUGACAACGCUUUAUGGAAAUAUUCAAGGUGUUGGUUUAAUAUCUGAGAAAAGUGAAGAAAACUCUUUCUGGAAACGUUAUAACUCUAUCUCUUUGAAAACACCUCCCCUCGACUUAUAUUAUUUCGCUACAAAACAGUUCUACUGCCGACUCUAUAUAUGGUUGGUUAUACAUCUUUGAAGUUCGUGACUGUCCGUUGAACAGUGACGUGUCACUUAUUAGCGAAAGAUAAGAACUUGAGAUAGUCAGAUAGACAAUCACCCAACAGAAAUAUUGCGAAAUAAGACGGCAUGAUUACAAACUUAAUUCUUUAAAAACUCAUUAAUUUACUGGUUCUAAUCUGUUGUAGUUUGUAUAAGGACAGGAAAUUGAUCUCAUUAUAAAAUUGAACCAUUGUAUAGGCUGUUUCCUGAGAUUAAUGUACUUUUCUAAAAUGUUCCUUUUUCAAUUUAAUAUUAAUUGCUACAUCUCAUAUCCAAAUUGUUUCAAAGUUGCCAUCGUGAUAAAGCGUAGAGCAAACGAAGAAACUCAGCGGAUAUUCUGCAAGAGUAACAAUUUGACUGCAUUCCGUUCACUUUAAUCCAAUUUGUGGUUGUAUCAGCAAUGAAUAUCGUAAGUAUAAAACAAAUAACUGUUUCAUUAAGUUUUGCAACAAUUUUAUGACAGUAACAAUUUCAUUGCAUUCUUUAUUUUAAUCCAAUUAGUGCAAAUGUAUAGACUAUAGUAUUCGUAAUAAUACAAAAGAACUAUUUCAUUAUAAGCUAAAAGUUCUACAACAAUUUUAUGACAGUAACAAUUUCAUAGCAUUCUUCAUUCUAAUCCAAUCAAUGGUUAUAAUUUGCAUGAUUUCUCAUGAAUGGUAGUUAUAGGGCCGAUGUAUGCAUGGCUAUAGUGUAAGACAAAUACAACUUUCAUUAAUCUAUAAGGUAGAAAAUCUUGCAAGAAUUUUGAAGACAGAAAAAAUUUCUUCACAUUCCUUAAUUAUGGUUGUAUUGCCAAGGUAGAGCAUUUGUAUCGUCACAUUCCUUAAUUAUGGUUGUAUUAGAGCAUUUGUAUAAUGCAAAUAAUCUAGAAAGCCGAAAUUUUAAAAAACGUUGCGACAGUAACAAUUUUCUCAACUGAAUUCCUUCACUUAAUCCAAUCAAUGGUUCUUGUAUGUGACCAAUGUAUAGAACUUCCUGAUUAACUCGGAGAUGAACAAAGCAGUUGUUCCUUCAAACAAAAGACACAUAACGAUAUCAUCACAGCUCACAAAAGGCGUUAUCAUUUCCAACUUCCAACAGAGUUUGUGUAAUUAGAAAAAGAUUACAGCGUCAGAUAAGUCGUGUUUUAAUAAGACUUCUCUCUCCAAGCCCUGUGAGAACCGCUGAGUUCUCUACCGUGAGGUUUUAUUGACGGAAUUACGCCCCGAUUUAACUAAUAAAGAUUGACUCUGUCUAGGCCUAGACGUAUUGGUUACAAAUCAUUAUUACUGCCAAAAUCAAGAAUUAACGACUGAGUUGUCUACACGAUGAUUUUAUUGAAAAUACAUAUACGCUUUGUUUUAACUCUGUCUACGUAUGUUUACGAAUUCAACCUAUUGCUUACUAUUUUGAAUAAGCCACUCAAUGACGUGCAGAAAAGAUGCAUAUGGUAAAAAUGUGUAAAAGUAAAAUUAAAAAAUGGAAACUACGCUGCAAAGUUGAUGUAUUCUUGAUAAACCCACGCAGACUGCAUACCAAACCUCGAUGGAAUGCCGUGUUCCAUUAUUUUCUUGCUAUCUCAAAAAUUAAGCUGCAUGCCUGAUGUCCUAUCUAAGCCGGUUCGAGCACAUCUGGUUUAAGGCUAUAUAGUUAAUAAAACAGCAUGUAUUUGCCCUAAACAGCAAGAGUCUAAAUCGUGGUCAUGGUAAAAUGUAAGCACCCGUGGUACUGUGGUAGUCAUGUAAGUGUUUCCCCUUACCGACCUAACAGUUUGCCUUCAAGCAAAUUCUAUAAGAUGGCGGUCGCAUUUGUUACUGAUCCACCUGUAGUGUUCGGAAUGAUUGAAUCUUAAUUACUUGCUUAUAUAACUCAUUACAAGUGAAUUGCAACCCAGCAGCAUGUUGGAAUAAUCAUUGAGAAAUCACACUUUGUCACAUUCAUAUGAAACUCAUUCAUGCCUUCAUUUACAUGCCUUCAUGUCUAUGAAUUAAGUUGUCCUCGAUAAAAUACUUUCUGUGUGCAGUUCAAGGACUAACAGAGGUUUGUUCAUACGGCCCAGCUAACCAGGAACUCACUGAGACUGAAUCGGAGAUCUGCAUACCCUGAGUGUGAUCUGCAUGUCCUUUGUUAACGCGUAUAAAAUUCAAUUUGUGUCCAAAUGAGAAACGAGCCCAGCUAUACGGGUGGGAUUUCAGUCAAAUGGGAUAUAAUUUUCCAUAUGAUCGAUUUUGACCAAUAAUAUAGUAUUGAACAGCACAGUUGGCUAACACAAACAAAAAAUAAACAUUAAUAUAUCUAAACAGACACUAUUAAAGUCGUUUAAUUACAACAAAAAAUCUUUCGAGGAUGCCAUGUCCAUGUCGAGAAAGAUCGUGACUCAAACUUUACGACAGUUACAAUCAUAUGGAAACCUGGUUUCAGGUAGGAUAAAAACAGUCGUAUCAACACAGAAAUAAUUCAUCUGGCAAACUGGGCUCGGCAUAUGAUGAACAGGCCCUAAAUCCUAAUUUUCAUGCCCUGAAUCCUGACGUUUCGUGAAAAUCCUAAAAUAUCACUCGUUCAGGGUGUAGUAUGUUAGUCACCGGUAUGGAUGACGUCAUAACAUUGCGGCUCCAAAACAUGGUGACGUCUGUCUCGAGAUUACUUUGAAAACGAACAAUUUAUGAUUGAACUGUCUAACAGUAUACAACAUAAAUUAUGACUAACAAUCUCAAGCCGAACUACUGAGAAAUCGUUUGGUAUUAAAUAAGCAGUUUUCAAACUCUCUUUUCAAACUAGGUAAAAGCUAUAGUACCGGAAUUUUUAGAAAAGCUGCAGUCCUUCUAUUCUUCGUACGCUAUUUAGAGAUGUCACACAUGAAGGAUUGGUAGAACUAUGAUACAAACUUCUAUACAUUUUUACACAUGCAUGCACAGGUCUCGAUUAUCUCUGUGUGAGGCAAUUGGUCUGGUAUGAAUGUCAUUAAGUAUGUUAAAUUAACUGAUCACGAUCGAAUCAACACGUCCUUCAUAAUCACAAAGAUAUCGGCCAAAAUCAAUACGAUAUUCCCCCAGCUGUUUGGAAUAAUAUUCCUGUCUGCAACUGCAUCCAUGUACCACUGCAUGAUAAAGUUAAUUGGCUGACUAAACCGAUGUGAUGUUUAACUACACUUGUUGCCAAGGUCAGCCAAUGAGACAUAUAUUGAUCGACAGUCCUUAACUUGCCCCAAAAUCCACAAUUUUCACGGUUUUUGAAAACAUCGAUUUGGUCAGUUUUGUAUGUUUGACUGCCCGUGUCGAAAACUACCCAAUACUGUGCAACUGUUGCUAUUUCAUUACACAUGCCUAUUGCAUGAGUACGGUUGUGAAAUAUUUUAUCAUAAUCUUUGAUCACAUGUCUCAAUGAAAAUAGAUUUGGACCAUAUUUACACACCGCAGUGAAUUUUGUGAAAUCAUCUCGUAUCAUUUAGUGUCUGCCUGUCAUGUAGACCUAUCGUUAUGGUAUCAAGCUGUCUUGCCGGUGAUUAGGCCAGAACUCUAGACUUAAGGCGAUCAGACUUUAGAACACUUUCGCCUGUCUAAGAACGAAAUAGAUUAUAUGAUAAAAAUCAAGUUUUGAUCGCAGAACAAGACUAAAUAUAGUCCUACUGGUUGUCAGUGUCACUAUGCAUGAGAAAAAAUAUCUGAAAUUUAAAACAAGGGGAAUUCACGAAGCCCAGUGAUAGUGAACAAGGACACGCCAACCUUAAGCAUUCGCUUGCAUGUAUUUAUAUCUCCUCCUAGUGUAGUAUAAUACUGUUUUAGAAGUAUUUCAUUAAAGUAUUAAAGCAGUGAAUAAUAUAUGAAGUAUUAAAAAUCCUCUCGUCUUUUUCAGAGAUCAAGUAAUUCGUGUGCGACCCGAUACGGAAAGUAAAGUCCAAGAUAUCAUGCGAAUUCACAAAGUCCCAGGAUUGAAAAGGGUGAGUGAACGUACUCAAAUGAAUUAUACAAGAUAUUUCUGAAACAGUUUGUAAACUUGACUCACGUUGUGAAAAAAAAAACAAAAAAGGAAGGAGUCACUUUCUUAGAGAAAAACUUGAAAGAAAUUGUAAUAUAUUUCAAAACCAUUUGUAAGCUUGACUCACAAUGUGAAAAGAGGAAGGAGUCAUUUUCAGUCUUAGAAAAAAAACGUGAAAGAAAUUAAAACUGAGAAAAAUAUGGGAAACAUAGAUGGGUAAGUCAGUAUUAAGGGUAGAAGCAAGGAAUGACAAAAAAUAGACUAAAUGAACCGUAAUCGAAAGAACAAAGUCAAAGAUCAGUUUUUAAUAAAAAAGAACCGUAUAUUUAACAUCCGAGCAUGAAUCUGUGUAAACAUGAAUGAAGAUUUCCAAUCAGUGUAAUAAGAAGCUGAUUCAUAAUGUCAAUUUACAGUGCAGGAGUUAACUAGAACACAACACGUCUGUAUGCAAUAAGAUCGCAAUGUUUACUUAUGGACCUUGACCAAGUCAAACUCAACUACAACAGUCAAUGCAUCAACGAAUCAUGUUGAGAUCUUAUGUAAUCCUUGCUGGUGUUCAACUAUACCUUAGGGAAGCCACAAAUGCUUAUAUUAAAUAAACCUUAGAAGGGGGCAACAGUGUUUGUUCGAUGCCAUGACAAUAAGCCUCAGAAAGGGGCACUUUUGCCUGUCAUGUAUGAAAGAAUGUAAUUACUUUCAACCCUGAAGCAAGCCAGGCAAAGUUUCAUGCUGCUUUAAAACAAAGUGAAAAUUUCAGCAAUUAGACACAGCCACCUAAAUGUCACAACUUGGGAGAGAUCUCAUACAUCACUGAUCACAGAAAAACAGCAACUUUAUAAGGAAUAACUUACUAAGAGUUCCAGUUAAAAAAUUACUUCAAAGGUAGAGACAUUCGAGCAGUCCCAAAAUAUAUCCCUUUAAUAUCAUGGGGCAGAGGUCCUGGAAUUCAAUUAAGAUUUUUAGUCAUUAUGUAUUUAUGUAGGUACAAUUAUCACAGUAAAUAUAAACUCUUUGCUAUUUGUUGACCAAUUUGAAAUCUGUUUUGCCUUUUGGGAGAAAUUUAAAUAUUGGGAUAAAAAUUUCGGCCAUAACUACGCAAUCUAAAUUAUAAAAAAUCCUACACAAACCCCAGGAAAUUGGGUUUUUUGUUGGAGUGAUAGUUAAUGAAUUAAUAAAACUAUAAUUUAAUUAAAUAACUUUAUCUGUCGCGCACUGUUUUUUAAAUCCAGAGAAAUACAUGCAGUAUAGGAAUACCAGGAGAAAAGUGUGAGAGAGGAAGAACCCAGUCUUCUCACUUGUGAAGUGAAAUUAUAAUCAGACAACUGAUAAAACUGAAUGUUGUGAAACUGAAGCCGUGGUGGCAGAAAUGACAUCACCAGAGCGCUUUGCAUUUUAACUUAGGUAGACAGGUCAAAUUUUUGAAUGGAGCACAAAACGAUCUAACUGGAAAAUUUGGAUCAAAUUAGAACGAGUUCUAUUUUUGCUAGAUUUUUGAGAAACCUGGGCCCGAUCUUUCCAUGAAUACAGAGAUAUAAAUUCUGGUGUGAUCUUUAAAUGGAAAGCGCCCAUGUACUAAUCAUCUGUAAACCAAUGUUACUGAUCAAUAUUUAAUGUUGAAAACAUUCACUUACAGUUGGAUUCUUGGUUGCCCACAUUUCGUCCAAAUCACCCGGCAGAUUUCUACGCGAGGAAAAGCGAACUUCCAAUCAUGAAGGAAUUCCUGCAAAACAGAAGUAUAGACUUUGACGUUUUGGUGAAGAAUGUGACGAAAGCAAUUUUGAGACAGAGGACUUGGAAGAGAAGACAUAGAUAUGACAAGGGGAAAUAUGAAUAUAAGAAAUUCCAUCCUUUAGACGAGGUAAGUUUAAUUGUCAGAAUUUAGGGCAUCAAGAUUCAAAUUCAAGGACUUUUCAAGGAGAUUCAAGGCCAUGUAUCAGCAAAUUCAAGAACUAAAUACUGAAGAAAAGGGGUUAGAAAUCAGUAAAAUCUGACGUCGAAUUGUUCAAACUGACGCAAAUUAAUGAGUUUCAAACGGCUUUGUCAGAUAUGAACAUGAAAAAUCAAUUCAACAAACUGUCCAAUUUGAAUGUCAAACAAUUUGAGAAAAUAUCCAAAAACUACAGCAAGAAAAAUUUAAGGACUUUCAAGUACUUCUUUACAAAUUGAAGGACAUUCAAGGCCUUUCAAGUUGUUUUGUACGAAUCCUCACAGAACUAUGCUUUUAUCUACUUUAAAUCUAGAUCCAUGAAGAGCUCGAUAAAUUGGGCAGUGAAAAUCCAAACAUUACUGAAGUUUUCAGUCUUGGGAAAUCAUACGAGAAACGUGAAAUGAAGGCCAUUAAGGUAACAUUGCAGUAAUGUUCACUGGAAAAGAGAUCUACUGGGCUAAGCAUUAUUUACAUAUACCAAAGGUGAUAAAAAGGUUUAAACAAUAAAAACAUAUUUUCUUCACAGAUAUUUGCCAGAUCGAAAAAGAGCAGAAGAAAGAUUUUCUUUGUUGAAUGUGGGACACACUCGAGAGAAUGGCUUUCUCCAGCCACCUGUAUGUGGUUAAUUAAAACGGUAAGAUGGAUGUAGAAAACUUUUGUUUGCUUCUCAAUACGAUAAAUAGCUAUUGUCCCAAUUAUUUCAAAGAUUUACUAAUAGACCUGAUAUUUUCUGUUCGUCAGAUCAUAAAAGAGCGUAGUUCUAAAGACAUCAAGAAAAGAAGAAUGUGCAACAGAAUUGACUGGGUCAUUGUUCCUGUGAUAAAUGUGGAUGGAUAUGUAUACACUUGGAAAAAGGUAGGUGCAAUUAUCCUUACCAAACCUUCAUAUUCAUAACUACUCCUUUAUAUUUAUAGCUGCUCUUUAUAUCCCUUGCUAUUCCUUCAUAUCCAUAACUACUCUAUCGUACCCACAACUGACCACUAAUAUUCGCAACUACCCAUUAAUAUCCAUGACUAUCCCUCAAUAUCCAUAACUACCUUAGAUACUCAUACCAAACCCCUCAUAUCCAUAACUAUUCUUUCCAGUAUUCAUAACUAACCUAUUGAUACCCAUAGUCAACCCUAUGAACCCUAUCUACUUACAGGAAGGACGAUUCUGGCGAAAAAAUCGAAGACCGAACAACGGCAGUGAAUGCUAUGGUACUGAUCUCAACAGAAACUGGGGCUAUAAAUGGGGAGGUUUGUACAUCUUUUUCUAACUGAACUUUAUUUAUACUGGAUGUGUCAGUUCUAAGCUGUUCUUUCCAGAUGUCCAGUAAACGGUCAUCUCUUAUUUGCUCUGAGUGUUAAUACGGGAAACCCAGGGAGGUGAAAUUAUUGUUACGCAACUGGUUAUGGCCUUAAAUUCUUUAAACGGCGUAUUAAACGUUUUAAAAUCACGAUUUUCUAGGAAACGGAUCAAGUAACGAUCCUUGUACGUCCUCAUAUCGUGGAACUGGUCCGUUCUCAGAAAUUGAAACAAAGAAUGUUGGAAAAUAUUUGUACAAAAAUCGCUGUCAGUUAUUGGGUUAUAUUGGACUGCAUAGUUAUAGUCAAUUCUGGAUGACACCAUGGGGAUACAAGACAGACAAACCUGAGCAUUACACUGAAAUGGUAAGAGUGACGCGUUCAAAGAAACUCUUUCUAGUUUCAAACAUAAUAAGUUGCAACUCUUCUGUUACAAAAAACGAGUGUUUUCAACUCUUCUGUACGUUACAAACAAUGAAUGUUUAUAAGUAGUUUGCAUAAAAAUUCAGUCAUAUGUAUAACUGUGGUAACCAUGGGUAGACAUGUUUGGAAAUUUAGUUGAAUGCAGAGAACAUGAAUUUUUCAUCACAAUUUUCCAUAGAAACGCGUUGCUGACGUUGCAGUGAAAGCAAUCAAAAUGUCGAAAGGAGGAUCGAUUUACGAAGAUCCAGGACCUUCUUCAGAGAUUAUAUGUAAGUCAUUGUUCCUACUGGACAGUUCUACCAGUACUAAACUGUUCCCUUUACUGGUCCAGCGAGGGUUGUUCUUUCUUCAUCCAGCUGGAAAAAACUCCGACUUCGUGGUUUUUUCUACGAUUUUGGCGUAAUAAUUCUUCAUCAAAAUGCUGACGCCAUAGUUCUAGCCAGUGUGGUUAUGAGAGGCAUUCACCCCUAAAAUAUUCAAAAUGGCGGACAUCCAGGGUGAAUGCCUUUUGCAUUUUGAUCAGUGACGAAUCAUUGCAAAUCAUGGCGUGGCAGCGGUUACGCCUUUUUGGCUAAGUCGACCUUCUGUGUGUCUUUAUUCUGUGACCAUAGUGUGCCAUCAGCACCUUCAAAAUUGCUAAUGAAGCAUUUCUCAACAUCAUUACAUUUUCUCCCACAGACAGAAACACAGGCAGUGCAAAGGACUGGACUUAUGCUGUACUCAACGUGCAAUAUUCCUACGGAGUGGAAUUACCACCGCACUUCAAUGACACGCACGGAUUCCUCAUCCCCCCCGAAAAAAUCAAACCCACAGGACAAGAAAUUGCAGCAGCCAUCAAAGGAAUCUCCACUGUUGUUCAUUUGUAUGAAGGACGAAAGUCGUUGAAAAGAGUACAUGACCAUGAAUAUGACUGAAAUAUUUCCGCGAAACUAUUAAAUUCCUAGAAUAGAUACAGUGGCUGCCAGAAAUAGUGUUCACUUGAUACAAGUGUAAAGUGAAAAUAGUAAAAGGCAUAUUAGUGUUUAAUAGUGGAUGAUAUAGAAUGCAUUUUCACUCGGAAUAGAAAGUUGUCAAUAUAAAUGGUUGGAAGAAAAGAAAAAUUUCUUCGAGAGUUUGAAAUAGACGAAAUAGAAGUAUUCUUCAAUUGCUUAAAAUGUAGAAACAAACGUCCUGCAAUUUGAAAUGUGGUCGCUAAUGUAAAAAUUAAAUAUGAAUGAAAUUUGAUAAAAUAUGUUUGUGUGAAUAUAAAUGUGAUAACGUUUGUUAUAUAUAAUCUAUUAAAAGUCUUUACGUGUAUUUAUAUAAGACAAUAAAGUACAACUUUUUACUUUGC